Molecule: messenger RNA, 323 nt
Organism: Trichobilharzia regenti
Lineage: Eukaryota; Metazoa; Platyhelminthes; Trematoda; Strigeidida; Schistosomatidae
Source: the annotation of a GenBank genome assembly
GUUUUUCAGUCAACUGGGGUGCUAUGCUGGCCUAUGCUGCCAUUGUGGGUUAUAUUAACCCUUCUAUCACAUUUCCUCUGUAUCUGGCUGGCGUCAAUUGGACAAUGAUUUACGACACAAUAUACGCACAUCAGGAUGUUAAUGAUGACAUCCUUAUAGGUGUCAAAUCAACCGCCGUUCUAUUUGGAGAGAAAACUAAAUCAUAUUUGGCCAUUUUUCACACGGGAAUGACAGUGUGUUUUCUCAUUGCUGGGAUUAAUGCUCAGGCUGGUUGGAUUUAUUACCUCGGGACGUUAUGCACUAUGUUGCAUAUAGCCAAUAUG